AUGCAGCAAUCCUCUAUAAAAAAAUUACAAUGGAAAAGUAAAUUGAUUUUGAAUAAUAAUUUAGAGAUAUUAAUUAUUAACUAACUGAAUGAUUCACCGAAAAAUCGGUUAAUAUUAUUGAUUUAAAUAAACUCAAUAGAUUUAGUGAGUCUAAAUCCUAUAGAUUUUAAGUUGGCUCUAAGGAAAGCUUAAACUUGAAAAAUAGAAUUCAAGGAAAUGAAAUUUAGUAGCAUAAGAGACUUCACUAUAAUGAGACAUACAAAAAAAGUUGGAAUAAAAAUAGUAAAUUAAUCUUUAAAAGGAAAAU
This is a messenger RNA of Paramecium sonneborni, 307 nucleotides long. NCBI's taxonomy places the organism in Eukaryota, Ciliophora, Oligohymenophorea, Peniculida, Parameciidae. The record is from the annotation of a GenBank genome assembly.